UAGUUAUAAUAGAACCUAUUACAUGCAACUUUGUAUAAAUUGACCUGUUCCUUUAGUGCAGCACAUGGUUUUCAGCUCUGACUUGACACAAACAGCAUCAUGGUGCUCACUCUACUUACCUUGCUUAUUGCAGCCCCUUGCUUGUUCGUUUAUGGAGAGAAUAUGAUUACCUGCUACGGUAAUGUCCAGCGCCUCACUUGUGGCACUGGACUGGUAAUGGUGAAGUCUACUAUAUAUGGACGUACAGACCGCACCACCUGUUCUACUGGUCUGCCGCUAUCUCAGGUUGCUAAUACAGACUGUACCUCAAAGAUCUUCACUAUUGCUGAAAGAUGUAAUGGACUAAAAGAGUGUGAGGUGAAGACAGACUUACUUGGCAACCCAGAUCCAUGUUUUGGAACCUACAAGUACUACAACACCACUUAUGACUGCAUCGAUGGCCAAAACACUGUGAUCUGUGAGCAAGGCUACAGCACAUUGGACUGUGGAGGUGGUUUAAUUCAGAUUAUAAAUGCAAACUUUGGGCGCGCCAAUUCAGUUACCUGCGUCAAUGGACUCCCCAAUGGUUUGAUCCAGAACACCAACUGUUAUGCUUCAAAAACAUUCACGACUGUGGCAGCAAUGUGUAAUGGAAAGAAUAAAUGUACUCUAGAAGCGUCGAAAGCCAUCUUUACAGAUCCUUGCUAUGGGACUUCUAAAUACCUCACUGUAUCUUACAAGUGCACUCCAACUAUUUGGGAAAUUGUGACUUGUGAAGGCAACACUGCUGUUCUGACAUGUGGGGACCGGCACUUAAAGAUCAUCAGUGCUAACUACGGCCGAACCGAUUCCACCACAUGUUCUACAGGACUUCCCAUUCAAAUCUCCAACACAAACUGCUACACAACUGAUACACUCUAUAAAGUUGCAGCUAGAUGUGAUGGAAAGACCAGCUGUGAUGUACCUGCUACUAAUGGGUUCUUCUCUGACCCCUGCGUUGGCACCUAUAAGUACCUGAAAAUGGUGUACUCCUGCGUCAGAUCUAGUGGUGCACCACUUGAGGAUCCAGUUCCAAAUAAGACAAUGAUGCUCAUCCUGAAGCUCUCACUUCUCAGCUUUAAUGCAUGGUCAGACACAUCAUUUAAAAUAUUUUUAAAAAAUGUGAACAUUCAAAGAGAAUCCAAGGGAGUAUUUAUAUUUACCUGCUCAAAGAUCUGUGUUAAUGAUCUGUCUCUUUCAGCUAAUAUGAUUACCUGUUAUGGUGAUGUCCAGAAACUGCAUUGUGAAAGUGGACUACUAAUAGUGAAGUCUUCUCUGUAUGGCCGUACUGACAGUACCACCUGUAGAAUUAAUCGGCCCCCUGCUCAGGUCGCUGUUACUACAUGUUCCUUGCCAAUUACCACAAUUGCUGAUAGAUGCAAUGGACUACCAGACUGUGAGCUGAAGACAGAUUUGCUUGGCAAUACUGACCCAUGUCAAGGAACUUACAAGUAUUACAACACCAGUUUUGACUGCAUCAAUGGGAAUUAUGUUGUGAUCUGUGAGCAUGGCUACAGCACACUGGACUGUGGAAAUGAUGCUAUUCUAAUAGUAAAUGCAAACUAUGGGCGUGCCAGCUCUCAAAUCUGUACAAAUGGACUCCCUAAUGGUUUGACCCAGAACACCAACUGUUAUGCUGCCAACACACUCACAACUGUGGCUGGACUGUGUAAUGGAAAGAAGAGUUGCAAUGUCGAGGCUUCAAACACCAUCUUUUCAGAUCCUUGUUCUGGUACUGUUAAAUACCUCACUGUGUCCUACAUCUGCACAAAGGAAAUUGUUGUUUGUGAAGGUGGAUCUGCUUCAAUCAACUGUGGCGCUCAGACUGUAAAAACUAUUUGGGCAAACUACGGCCGGACCGAUUCUACAGUAUGUUCUACAGGAAGACCUGCCAAUCAACUCUCAAACACAAACUGCUACACGUCUGACACACUAAAUAAAGUUGCUGCUGGAUGUGACCACCUUUCCACCUGCACGAUCCCUGCGAACAAUAAUUUCUUUGGCGACCCCUGCCCUAACACUUAUAAGUACCUGAGGAUUGUUUACGCCUGCGUCUGAGCAGCGACUUGAGGAUCCCCAACUUUCUCCUCAGUGGCCACCAUUCAGCCUGAAAAGAAAUCACUCUUACGUACAGAACCAUGCAGAUGAUACAGUGCAGUUUUGGUGCUGGUGUACUUCACAUUUGCAUGCUAUAUAAUUUUUUACAAUUGCAUUCACACAAUCAAUGGCUGUAACGAUUUU
This is a messenger RNA of Silurus meridionalis, 2259 nucleotides long. RefSeq lists its product as uncharacterized. The transcript has 22 exons. Lineage: Eukaryota; Metazoa; Chordata; Actinopteri; Siluriformes; Siluridae. Bases 100 to 2076 code for a protein of 658 amino acids. The record is from RefSeq and is a predicted model, not a curated record. Gene Ontology annotation, molecular function: carbohydrate binding.